GGGCGCAUCUCAGCGGGCCGGCUGGGCUCCAGGAAGACGGCAGUAAAGCAACUAUCCCGAUAGAUUUUCUUACAGAUUAACCUACCAUGGCCGACCAGAGACAGCGCUCACUCUCUACCUCUGGGGAAUCAUUGUACCAUGUUCUGGGGCUGGACAAGAACGCAACCUCAGAUGACAUUAAAAAGUCCUAUCGGAAACUUGCCUUGAAAUAUCACCCCGACAAGAACCCCGAUAACCCAGAGGCUGCAGACAAGUUUAAGGAGAUCAACAACGCCCAUGCCAUCCUGACGGACGCCACAAAAAGAAACAUCUACGACAAGUACGGCUCGCUGGGGCUCUACGUGGCUGAGCAGUUUGGGGAGGAGAACGUGAACACCUACUUCGUGCUCUCCAGUUGGUGGGCCAAGCUGCUGUUCGUGGUGUGUGGGGCGCUCACCUGCUGCUACUGCUGCUGCUGCCUGUGCUGCUGCUUCAACUGCUGCUGCGGCCGCUGCAAGCCCCGGGCGCCUGCGGGCGACGACGCCGACUUCUACGUGUCCCCUGAGGACCUGGAGGCGCAGCUGCAGUCGGACGAGCGGGAGGCCACAGACACGCCCGUCGUCGUACAGCCCGCGUCGGCCACGGAGACCACCCAGCUCACGGCCGACUCCCACCCCAGCUACCACACCGACGGCUUCAACUAGGCCCAGGAGUGGCCGCGGUAGAGGCUAGCCCGGCCACUUCACCCCUAGAGUCACGGACCGUAGUCACAGAGAUGGGGAGCGCGCAGCCGCCGGCCCGCCGGGGCCCUGCCCACCUCUGUGCCCGCCCGCCUGUCGCCCCCACCACGUGAAGUGCGUCGCAUGCAGUAUUCAAAGCAGUUUAGCUACGGUC
Messenger RNA from Lontra canadensis (Northern American river otter), 873 nucleotides. RefSeq names its product DnaJ heat shock protein family (Hsp40) member C5 (gene DNAJC5). Gene Ontology annotation, cellular component: presynapse; membrane; intracellular membrane-bounded organelle. Lineage: Eukaryota; Metazoa; Chordata; Mammalia; Carnivora; Mustelidae. The record is from RefSeq and is a predicted model, not a curated record. The transcript is spliced from 5 exons. Bases 87 to 683 code for a protein of 198 amino acids. Gene Ontology annotation, biological process: regulation of synaptic vesicle cycle.